Molecule: messenger RNA, 408 nt
Organism: Acanthamoeba castellanii str. Neff
Lineage: Eukaryota; Discosea; Longamoebia; Acanthamoebidae
Exons: 2
Coding region: 1-408 (135 amino acids)
Source: RefSeq, a predicted model, not a curated record
AUGAAUCCAUCCGGGGGCGGCAACGACAGCAGCUAUGGAGUGGGAGGGACCUACUAUGGAGGAGAACUUGUACAAAGCACCGGCGAUGCCCAGCGAGGAGGACGCAACGCCGAUCAAGACUCUGGCGACGAAUUCAUGACCGAGAUGGCCAAGAUUCGCCAGAACCAGGCCGCCGAAAGCGCCCCCGCGACCGGCAAGUACAAACAGAAGCUCGAGGAGGCUCGCCGCGCAACUGUGGACGAGCCCGAUAACGGCUACAAGUACCCUGGCUACAAGGCCCGUCGUCGCGAAUCGCUCUCUGCCGACGAGACCCCGGUAGUGUCUGCCCCCGCCGAUCCCCCCUCUGGAGGUGCGCACUCGUCGCCAGGAGGACCUGCUGAAGGCUGCCAGGACGCGCAAGAAGACUAA